Molecule: messenger RNA, 1109 nt
Organism: Catharus ustulatus (Swainson's thrush)
Lineage: Eukaryota; Metazoa; Chordata; Aves; Passeriformes; Turdidae
Gene: HS3ST6
Product: heparan sulfate-glucosamine 3-sulfotransferase 6
Exons: 2
Coding region: 7-1011 (334 amino acids)
Molecular function (GO): [heparan sulfate]-glucosamine 3-sulfotransferase activity
Source: RefSeq, a predicted model, not a curated record
CCCCCGAUGGGAUGUAGCGGGCGGCUGCUGGGAGCCGCCGGGGGCCGCCGCGCCUCGCUGCUCCUCACCAUGAUCCUCUUCUUCACCUACUUCUUGUCCUGCCUGCCCGGGCCCUGCGAGCCGCUGCCGCCCGCGCUGCUGCUGCCGCCGCCCGCCGCGCUGCCCGCGGGGCCGGGGGAGGCUGCGGGGGGCUCGGGGGGCUCGGGGGGUUCGGGGGGUUCGGGGGGCUCGGGGGGAAGCCGCCGUUUCCCCCAGGCCAUCAUCGUGGGCGUGAAGAAGGGCGGGACGCGGGCGCUGCUGGAGUUCCUGCGGGCGCACCCCGGGGUGCGGGCGGUGGGUGCCGAGCCCCACUUCUUCGACAGGUGCUACGAGAAGGGGCUGCGCUGGUACAGGAGCCUGAUGCCACGGACCCUGGAGGGACAGAUCACCAUGGAGAAGACCCCCAGCUACUUUGUCACCAAGGAGGCUCCGCGGCGCAUCCACAACAUGUCCCGGGACACCAAGCUGAUCGUGGUGGUGCGCAACCCGGUGACCCGGGCCAUCUCGGACUACACACAGACCCUCUCCAAAAACCCCUCCAUCCCCAGCUUCCAAGCCCUGGCCUUCAAAAACCUCAGCACGGGACUGAUCGACACGAGCUGGAGCGCGGUGAGGAUCGGGAUCUACGCCAAGCACCUGGAUAAUUGGCUGCAGUACUUCCCGCUCUCCAAAUUCCUCUUUGUCAGCGGGGAGAGGCUGGUCAGCGAUCCUGCCGGAGAGAUGGGGCGUGUCCAGGAUUUCCUGGGGCUCCAGAGGGUGGUGACGGACAAACAUUUCUAUUUUAAUGAGACCAAGGGCUUUCCCUGCCUGAAGAAGCCGGAGGGGGGGAGCAAACCUCGCUGCCUGGGCAAAUCCAAGGGGCGGCCGCACCCCAAAAUCGACGGGCAGGUGGUGCAGCGCCUGCGGGAGUUCUACAGACCCUUCAACAUGAAGUUUUAUCAGAUGACAGGGCAGGAUUUUGGGUGGGACUGAGCCCAUCCUCAGGGCACGCCGCCGGGCUGGCACCUGGGCUGCCAGGACUGUGGUCCAGGGAUGCUCGUGGUCACUGUGGCCUGGGGAUGCUCGUGGUC